GCUGAGGACACACCUGAACAGGGCGGACCCCACCUGACUCUCUACACACCCUGGCACUCCGCAGGAGAGCUGUAUCUAAGGGAUCCAGUUGUAUCCCAACCGGGGACACUCCUGUCCUGUCCUGUCCUGUCCUGCUGCAGAUGACCGUCUCCUUCUGCCAAUGCCUGGAUCACCAACCUAGCACAGAUGAGGAAAAACGUUACAUUCCGUAAACCAGGAGCUGGCACCGAAUCGGCUGACGCCAUCUGACACCUUUGCCAAGCAUCGUAUAGUGUGCAGGGACAGGUGAAGGCAUGUGACUGGGCAUUGUAGGGCAUACAGGUACAGACCGCUUCGUAAAGCAAAGGUGGAAGCUUGUUUGAAAUCAGUCCUAUAACAGAUUCCCCUCUGAUCUCCUCAUCCGGGGGAACCUCAGUACACCUUCACCUCCUUGCAUCUUCAUAACACCAAGAUGGAACUUCGCUCCUUUUUCAAUCCCUUGCUGAUCCUCCGAUUCCUCCAAAUCUUCUUCUCCUGCACCGCCUUCAGCUUGGUGGCCAGCGUCCAAGCGUACGGAACCCAAUAUGGAGCCUGGAGUAUGGUUACCUGGAUCCUGUGUUUUAUCGUGACUAUCCUAAUCGUUGUCCUGGAGCUGACCGGGUUUGCCAGUAGAGUUCCUAUCUCCUGGGAGGACUUCACCUCGGCCUUCGCCAUGUUGGCUUCAUUGAUGCUCCUCACCACAUCCAUCAUGUACCCAUCCGUCUUCCUGAAAGGAGGCUGCGGUGGACACAUCUGUGCCUGUAUGGGUGCUGCCACGGCCAUGUCCAUCUUAUGCUUCUUCGCCUAUGCCAUUGAAGUGGGAUUUACCCGGGCGAAACCUGGCGAGAUUAGUGGUUUUCUCUCUACCAUCCCUGGCCUGCUGAAGGUCUUUGAAGCCUACGUUGCCUGUAUUAUCUUCUCACUUCUUCUACCGGUUUCUUUCAGCCCAGGUUUGCAGUGGUGUGUGGCUGUCUACUCCAUUUGCUUCAUCAUUACCACUUUAAUCAUCAUCCUAACCAUUGGACGUCUCUUGCCUAGACUGCCCAUCAGCUUUGAGAAGAUUCUCAUUGGUUACAAUAUCUUGGCAGUGGUCAUGUAUGUCACCGUGGCGGUCAUAUGGCCCUACUACUUCUUCAGGGCCUAUCCAGACAGAGGUCAAUGUCCACCUGGCUAUAUUUGUUAUUGGGACAAUGGAGUUGGGAUAACCAUCUUGACUUAUAUCAACCUGGUGGCUUAUAUUGUAGACACAGUCUAUUCGUUUAAAAUGGUUUUCUUCACAGUCUCAGCCUAGACUCCAAUACUUCAACGGCUUGACCAGCAGCUCUGUUUACAUAAAUUCAAAGCCGUGAUGGGAAAAACAAUACAUGUAUCUGGUUGAAGCAAUUGUCUUCUACCACCUUGGAGUACCGUAAAAAUAAUAGAAAAUGCAUUAUAUACAAAUGGCUUGGCAACAGGGUUGAAGUAGUAACAACGGCCAACUGCGCCACCCAAUUGAAAGCCCAACUGCGCAAAAAUUCUGGAAAGAGUGUGGAAAGGUUGACAUUUCUGUAAGGUUUCCAUUUCUUCUCUAUAACUCCGUUGUGGACAAUUUCCCUUAGUUCCUGCCUCUGUGACACCCAUAUAAAAAAUGGAACGUUUUCCCAAGGACAGACCACCAUGGACAACAUUAAAAACCUUUCCUCGUUUUGUUAAAAA
Rana temporaria (common frog) is the source of this 1713-nucleotide messenger RNA. RefSeq names its product myeloid-associated differentiation marker-like. The record is from RefSeq and is a predicted model, not a curated record. Gene Ontology annotation, cellular component: membrane. Bases 452 to 1309 code for a protein of 285 amino acids. Lineage: Eukaryota; Metazoa; Chordata; Amphibia; Anura; Ranidae. The transcript is spliced from 2 exons.